Molecule: messenger RNA, 627 nt
Organism: Cylindrotheca closterium
Lineage: Eukaryota; Bacillariophyta; Bacillariophyceae; Bacillariales; Bacillariaceae
Source: the annotation of a GenBank genome assembly
AUGACCUCUUGUCCUUUGGUUCGCAAUCAAUUCAUCAGACUGGAAGCUGCACUUUCAAUGCACACAAUACCGAUAUUUUCUUCAGCGGCACUGCCACAACCAUGGGAUGAAAAGAGUGAAGCAACAACACCCAACAAACGAUACAACCAUCGCGCCACGCCGAACCAGCAUACCACUACCUCAAUGACUGCUACUGUUUCAGCGCUGAAUGCCAAUCAGACUGCGAUACCUACAUCUCCAAUGCAUCAAAGCCUUCCUGUCAAGAGGCAUUGUUCUGAAUCUGUGUGGAACACACGACAGGCGCAAGAUCAUCAACAAUUGAUGAUGGCAUUUCAACGCAAUCAAAAAGAGCAUGAUGGUGCACAUUCUUUCCAGUCCGCUGCUCGGAAACGAGCCUACCAGGGAGAUUUACAGCAAACAUCAUUUCAACAGAUGGAGUAUACAUCAUCAUCCGUAGAGAGAAUUGUCAAGAAGAGUCGUCUGGAAGCAUCAUCAUCAUCUUUGGAUACCAUGAGAUGUGACGAUGAUGAAGCUGUAUCCGAGACCAUGUUGACGCAAGGCGAAUCACCAUCAUCCCCGUCGAUGCAAGAUGCGGAAGAAGUGUGGAACUUCAUUGGGAUCGGAUAA